Messenger RNA from Xiphophorus maculatus (southern platyfish), 4179 nucleotides. RefSeq names its product calcium-binding protein 1 (gene cabp1a). NCBI's taxonomy places the organism in Eukaryota, Metazoa, Chordata, Actinopteri, Cyprinodontiformes, Poeciliidae. The record is from RefSeq and is a predicted model, not a curated record. Bases 1567 to 2343 code for a protein of 258 amino acids. The transcript is spliced from 8 exons. Gene Ontology annotation, molecular function: calcium ion binding.
UCUUGACAUUUGCGGAAUAUCAACAAAGUUUUGCGCAUGUUUGUAAUGGAGACACAGCUGGAGUUAUCUCGCCUGGCCCUACUUCAAAUUUGCUCACAACUGCCUCCCUGUCCUGUCUGCUGUGUCUGGUCUUCAUUGUGCUGAUUUUUCACUAAUGUUCACUAACAAACCCCUAGAGGGCUUCGCACACCAGCUGCAUUUAUAAUAAGAAUACAUUACACUCAGGUAGACCCUGUUUUUUGAUAGGCUAACUACUGAAGGUUGCACUAGAUUUUAAUUGGGCUGCCAGAGUAAAAGGGGGCUGAAUGCAGAUGGGUGCCACACUUUUAAGGUGUUUUUACGGAGAUUGUGAAAAUCUUCUGGCAUCAUUUCCUUUCAACUUCACAAUUUAAAAACUACUCAGAGCCGCAUUAAAUCCCAAUAACCCGAGGCCCUGUACAUUUGCCGAAAUGAAAAGCUCUCAGUCAUAAAGACAAACUUGUUGCUCGUCCCUCAAGGGAAGCCAUCUGAUGCUCAUAGUAUGAAAAUCCAUUUGCGCAGCUUCCCCCACGAGUCAGCCUGAGAGCAUUCUGUGGAAAACACUGGCGUGACCCCGAAGGCGGUCUCAGCUGAGGAGCCUACGGUCGGUCGGUGAGGAGUCUACAGCGACGCAUGGCUUCGCACGCCGCAGUCCGAACAAGACGAGUCUGUUUGACAGGCCUGCGCAGAAAUGCGUAAACAGAUGCUCGUCAGGCUAGCGGAGGGACCGUGUCAUUGUUUGCAGCACGCGUUAAAAAAAAGAACGUCACGCUCACGCCGUAAAUACACACAGGAUUUAGGGGGGCCGGUUUAGACACAAAUGUCACGGCGAUAAACAACGGCAGCUGUAUUUGUCCCACUCUGUUUGAUUGUCCUGCUGGACUGGAGGUCGGCGUGACCUUGCCACCUGCAGAGGGCAGAGGAUGGCCUGCAUCGUAGCAGCUGGGGUGGAGGGGGUGGUUGAGGCAGGGAAAAAAACAAAAGGCUUGUGCAGAAAUUCUAAACACGGUUUACCUUUGGGUGUAAUUUUGAGGUUGGAAAUGAUUAAUUGUAUCCCCCCCCACCCUCAGUGCAGGUGAGGAGGACGACAGGAAGCUGGAAAUAGGUCGCAACAGAAUGUUCUCUUGAACUUGCCUUGCCUGGAUUCUCAGCUAAACUGUAAACACUUUGCAUUUUGCAGCGAUCAUCGGGCAUCAGGUGCACAUCUGUUAAUCUUAUGCAGCAAUUUUCUUCUUCUUCUGUUGUUUAUUCUGGUGCUUUCAGAGCCCAUAAGCCUGCGCCGAGGUGUCGGCACUGUUGACAGAAUAAUCAACAGUUUGGAUGCUGUGACAGCUGAAUGAAAUGUAUUUCUGAGGUCCCUUUUCCUUUAAUAGGCAUUAUUAUCUCUCCUUUCAUAGCCCUCCCUCUUAUUACCCCCCCCACCCCUCCUCCACUUCACUUUCCCUCUCCCCCUGAUGCUGUCGCUGUCACUGCUCCGGACGGUAAAGUAGUUUGGCGUUUUUGUCUCUUGCGCCGCAUAGAGACAAGGCUAGCACCCCCCCAGUCUUCAUGGGUCUUGCUGAAAGUAGAGUUUGCAUUCCUCUCAAAAUCCGACCUGCGAACCUGAAGCAGAGAAAGUCCUCAUGGUCGUACUUAAUGCCUCUUUUCUCGGUUGGAAUGGGAAACUGCUUAGUCUGGCCUCUCAGAGCGAUGUUCCAGGACGCCGAGAGGCGACUCAGACUUGUGCUGUCUUGUGAGGAAUCAGGAUAUCUUGGGCCGUAUCAGGACUCCAUUGUUUCCGUGACACAAAACUGCGUUCUCGUGAGCAACAUACUGGGACAAACCUGUGUCUUCCUGGGUAAAGGCAUGGCAAAGUGCAGGCAGGCUGACAGAGAGCUGCGGCCAGAAGAAAUGGACGAGCUGCGAGAUGCUUUCAAGGAGUUUGACAAAGACAAGGACGGCUUUAUUAGCUGUAAAGACCUGGGGAACUGCAUGAGGACCAUGGGAUACAUGCCGACAGAAAUGGAGCUGAUAGAACUGAGUCAACAGAUAAACAUGAACUUGGGAGGUCAUGUGGAUUUUGACGAUUUUGUGGAACUAAUGGGCCCAAAACUCCUCGCCGAAACUGCAGACAUGAUUGGGAUAAAGGAGUUAAAAGACGCAUUCAGGGAGUUUGACACAAAUGGGGACGGUGCCAUAAGCACCACUGAGCUCAGAGAUGCAAUGAGGAAGUUAUUGGGCCAACAAGUAGGUCUUAAAGAGGUAGAAGAUAUCCUAAGGGAUGUGGACUUAAACGGUGACGGACUUGUUGACUUUGAAGAGUUCGUUCGAAUGAUGUCUCGCUAAGUUCGAACAUCGGUCCUGAAUGUGAAGCUUCUUCACACUAAAACCACGUCCAACUAAAGGACACGCCAAGAACUACUGAGCCAUCGAAAUCUAAACGACACUGGAAUUCAAACUCCUCGAAUGUUACAGAGCGAGGGUUGCCCUCCCACUUUCAAUCAAUAAGUGUUCUUCCUCAAAACUUUUAAAGUUCAACUGAGGCAGAGUUUGCUGUAGCAUAGCUAAAGAUCGUCUAAUUUAUGUUUUUGCACUUUAAUUGUCACUUAACAACAACGUCCUGUGUUGAUAGAUUUUCGCUGUCCUGUCUCAGAUUCUACAUGGUGUAAUUAAGUGUCUUGCAUAAUGUCACCUUCGAUGUUUUCCGCAGCAUCAGAAUGAGGGACUGAAUGUAGGAAAGACAGAACAUUAGCACUGUUGAAUGUUUAUAUAUUCGCACAUCGUCUGUUGUAUUAGAAAUGUACUUGAAGGUACCUUUGUGCAGCAGUGGUGCUUCACCAAAAAAAAUCAAAGUGGCAAUACCCACACCUGUAAUGUAACUUUGUGACCAUGUGUAAUUUUUCACUGUGCCAGACCUGUUCCAAUGAAAAAGCAUCACUGUCUGACAUGCAGCAAAGAAAGAAAUCUGAUCUUAAUGAGACGCAAAUCUCUGAAAUGCCUCCAUAUUUGUUAUCCACUGAGAUCAGCAGAACAAAGGAGAAGAAGAAGAAGAAAAAAAGACAGUAAAUGAUGGACGGCUUUUCUCAAAAGCUUAAAAAGUGCUCACCGACACUGACCAGCGUUGAUUUGCAGCAAUACAGCACAUGUUAAGACUGCGUCUUUUUGUGAUCAUGUCUGUAUUCAUAAAAGCCUGUGAAGUAGAAACGGCUGUUUUUGAGAGUCUGUUUAGGUCAGCAUGAGGUCACACAAAUGUGAACUGUAUGUACAGUGGAUCCGAUCAUGUUGUACCUGUCACUGUCUUUAUGACUCGAUAUGUGGUAAUGUUCCAAACAUCUGUGCUGUCGAACAAUUUUUUAUGCAUGCCAAAGAGAGACAUUUACUACAUUUAGUAUGCACAAUUUUGUUUAUAAAAAGAGGAAACUAGACAUUUGAACAAGUUAAACAUAGAAAAAUAAAAGGUGUUUACAUUUUAUCCCUUUUUACUAUUGGUAUGUGUGUUUUAUUACAUGGACUGUGUCAAAAAUAUUACAAUGUUGGUGAGUGAUGUCACUGCAGGUAGUGAGGACAAAGCUAAACUUAGCAUCUAUUACUCAUGUGUGUCACUGAUGAAGCUAGGAACCUGCCAUGUGUGUAUUACUUACAGCAGCGCAAGUCUCCAGAUAAAACCAUUUGGUUUUAUAACUCCGCUGUAUUCAAGGGAGAGUUCUCAUUCAUUUUGAGUGAGGAUAAUUUAUAGAUGCAUGAGAAAAAAAAAGAUUUCUAGUAUAUCAUGAAGAGCUAUAGAAGGUACAGACUGCAAAUUUUUAUGCAUGAUGUUAUUAAGAACUAUAAAAGUUUGUCUCAAAGUCAUUCUGGCUGGCUUUCAGUCAGGUUUUCAUUAAUAUUCAGUAGUUGUUUACUUAAGAUUUUAUUUCUAUUUAAUUAUCUCCUACACCACUUGAUUGUAUUCUUCUUGAUUAUGUUAGAUUCCACUGCUAUUGUUGUGAUUUUAAAUCUCAGUCUGCCUCUACUUUUUAUGACAUAUGUUUCAUAAUUUUCGUGUGCACAUAUGUCUUCCUCUGUUUCCUCAAAACACCGGGAAGUUUCUGGGACAUUUUUUCCUCUUUUUUUUUGUUCUUCAUUUUACCCACUUUGUCGAGUGUUUCUAACCUGUUCAAAACACUGUGUUACACUCAUAAUAUA